This is a messenger RNA of Leptopilina boulardi, 3776 nucleotides long. RefSeq names its product protein 60A-like (gene gbb). Gene Ontology annotation, cellular component: extracellular region. Lineage: Eukaryota; Metazoa; Arthropoda; Insecta; Hymenoptera; Figitidae. The record is from RefSeq and is a predicted model, not a curated record. Gene Ontology annotation, biological process: BMP signaling pathway; SMAD protein signal transduction. The transcript has 6 exons. Gene Ontology annotation, molecular function: cytokine activity; growth factor activity. The coding region runs from base 549 to 1859 and encodes 436 amino acids.
UUAAAAUGAAAAUGAAGGGAACCGUCUGGUGAAACUACGUACCUGGGAGGCGGUGGUGAAGCUGGAGGCCUCAUGAGGAACAUUACGGACAACAGAGGAGGUGUAUAGUAGAUACGGCCAAACGGCGAUCGGGCCAGACAAACAGACUCUUGAAAUUGCGGAGAGCCGUGCAGUGCAGUGGUCACCGAGUCGUCGUCAGUGGUGAACGGAUAGUGUUGUGACCGGACGACAGGUAAAAAAAACGGACGUUAAAAUUUAAAUCGCGAAAAAAAAUUAAAAGUUGCUCUUUUUUUUUCAUAUUGUGAUAAGAAAAUAAUUUCAAUUUUGAAAAUCUAAUAAAAUUAAAAAAAAAAAAAAAAAUAGAAAGGAAUAAUAAAAAAAAAAAGUACUAAUAAUAAAAAAUAGAAACAAAUUUUUUAAAAAAAUUUUUAGUUUAGCAAAAAUAACAAAAGGACGAAUGCCUCCCUCAGGACCUUGAGGGAGAGGAAGAAGGAAGACGCGACGAUCCGCAGGACGAAAAGAAACAAGUGGAAAAUUUCCGCGCGGCAAUGUUGUUUCGUCAGGAUGGGACUCGUCGAGUCCUCAUUAUUUAUUGUUCCUGGCUAAUGAUAUUUAGUGUAUUGCUAUUGGAUAAAGUUGUUGAAAUCAGUGGUAAAAGAAUGAGUGGACUUUAUAUUGACAAUGGUUAUGAUCAAACGGUGAUACAUCGAUUGGUAUCACAACAGGAGAAACGUGAAGUCGAGCACGAGAUAUUGAAUCUUCUUGGAUUGCCGGACAGGCCGAAACAUGUCAUUCAUCGACCGCCUCAGGUGAAGAGGUCCGCUCCCAAGUUUCUCUUGGACAUCUAUAAGAAUGCUCUUGGCGAGGACGAGAAUGAGAAUAAACCGGUCGACGUCAAGCAACAAGGAAAGCAUGGCGAGUUCAACUUGUCCGGUCAGGAUCUGCGGGCCAUCGACCAGAGCGAUGUCAUCAUGACGUUUGCCUCACACAAUCAUCAUGUUGCUGGAGUGAGGCACGAGAGAGGAAAGAGGCUUUGGUUUGACGUGUCGGAAGUGCCACCGGAAGAGCAGAUAAUUGGCGCAGAACUUAGACUCUAUCGCAAUAUAACAACGAUGAAACAUCGUCGAAGUCGAGGAUCAUUUACAAUUACAGCCUAUCGUGUUUUUCGCACCAAGAAAGGUCAACGAGAAUUACAAUAUGUUGAUUCAGUAAAUACAACAGUGAAAAAUGGUUGGAUUUCACUAAAUGUGAGUGCACCUCUUCAACAUUGGGUCAACAAUCGAGAAGGAAAUCAGGGUCUCUAUCUGUCCGUCCAUCCUUCUGAUCGAUCAAUGCACGAGAUGAAACCAGAGGAGAUUGGAAUUGUUGGAUUUCGAGGUGAUGCUGAUAAACAACCGUUUAUGGUUGGUUUUUUCAAAAGUUCGGGAGUUAGAGAAAAAAAAUUCAGACAAAAACGAGACGCCAGGAGGAAAAAGAAAAGCGAUUCAUCGAGUUUGGAGUAUCGUAGUAAUCCCUAUAUAGAUGCAGCGACUCAGUACAAUUCAAGAACAUGUAAAAUACAAACCCUUUACGUGAGUUUUCGUGAUCUCCAAUGGCAGGAUUGGAUUAUCGCACCCGAUGGAUAUGACGCUUACUAUUGCAGUGGGGAAUGUAAUUUUCCUUUAAAUGCACACAUGAAUGCAACAAAUCAUGCCAUAGUUCAAACACUUGUGCAUCUUGUAAAUCCUGGUAAAGUGCCAAAACCAUGUUGUGCACCAACAAAACUCUCGGCAAUUUCCGUUCUCUAUUUUCUCGACGAGAGUAAUGUUAUUCUUAAAAAAUACAAAAAUAUGGUCGUCAAAAGUUGUGGAUGUCACUGAAAGAAAAUUUUCUUUUUAAUUUUCAAUUUUAGCAAUUUUUAUUGGUAAUUCUUUUUUUUCUAUUUUUUUUUUUUAAGAAUAAAUAUUUGAAUCCUGAUUUUUCAAGAUAAAAUAAUGUUUAACAUGUACAUAUAUUAUGAUAGUUUAUUUUUAAAUCGUAAAUAUUAAUUAGAUAAGAAAAAAAAACUUUAUUUUAUCUAAAAAAAAUUAAGGAUCUAGAAAUUUUUUUGUAUUUUUAAUUUUUAGAAUUAAAAAAAAGAACUAACAAUUUUUUUUUUUAUAUUUCAAAAUUGACGCGCAAUUUAAAUUUUAUUGUUUACCUUUUUAAAUCUGAGGAAAAAUACUCAUAGAAGUGAAAAAAAAACAUUCCACUGUUAAAAAUAUUUUUUCUUUUUAAAUAUCGAUGAUCAUUGUUUUUUUUUAAAUAAUCAUUUAGCAUUUUUCGAAUUUUACGCUUUACUUAUGAAAGGAAAUUCUUAUUUGUCAGUGAGUUGCUGAUUCUUAAUGCAAAAUGUUUAAAGAAGAAAUUGACAAAAAUUUGAAGAACAAAUAAUAAUUCCAAUGCAAUGACAUUGAGUCGAUUUUCAUUUCUCAAGUUGUUAACAAUUUUACAAUACUGAUUUCUUUUCUAAGAUGCUAAAUGAAUAUUUAAUUAUUUUUUUUUUUUUUAAAUAUUUUUCUAACACUCUAUAUUAUUAAAGUAAUAUAAAAUAUAGUUUUCGAAUGAAAUAACAUAUUUUCUGUUAGAAUCGAUUUUUCAGUCGAUUAAAAAAAAAGAGAGAAAAAUUCAUCAAUCGAAAUCAAUUGCUUCAGUUUUAAUUGAAGUUAAAAUAUGAUUUUUUUAAAAAUAAAUUACCAAAAUCAUUUAUGUACAGACAAAAAAUGUUGAAAAAAAUAUUGUUCAUCAUCAGAGAAAGAAGUUUCAAAAAUUGGUAUUUCUUUUUUUUCUCUGAUAAAAAAAAAAAUAUAUUGUAUUUACUAACUUAUUAUCUUAAGUUAUUUAUAAAUGUUUAUAUACUCAGAUGUUUUUUUUUUAGAAAUAAUAAUAUACGUGUUUUGUAAGAAUUUUGUACGAACUGAAAAUGAAUCUGUGGUUAAGUUUUUUUUUUAUUAUUUUUUUUUUUUUUUUAGUACGAAUUGAUUGUAAAUGCGGCAAAAUUGUUUUUAAGAUUAAUUAACGCUAACAAUCAAUGUAAAUAAAUUUCUGUACAUAGACGUUAAUAAUUUACGUGACACAAAAUAUAGAAUUUGUGCUUUAAACUAUUUUUAUUUUUUACUUUCGUAUUUGUUUUUAAAUUAAUAUUUUUUUUUACCGAUUAUAAUGGGGCUAUUAUACUCAGUGCCAGUUAUUACGAAUUUGAAUGUUGAAAAUAUAAAAUGGAAUUUUUUUUCAAAUUCAUUCGAUUUACUUGAGGGUUUUUGGAGUUUCAUAAAAAUAUAAUUUCUUAAUUAUAAAAUUCUGUAUAUUAAAUCCAUACUUGUAAAUUAUGAUUAUAAAUUAUUAUCUUCUUUAUAUUGAUAUCAUUAAAGUAUCGCAAAAUAUUCCAAAAUCCUCGCGAUUCUCAAAAAAUAUUAAUUUAUAGAUCCCUGUAAAGAAGUAGGACAUUUGUAAUAUGUUGUAAACACUUUUUAAAUUCUAAAUUCAAAAAUUUAUUUAAAAAUUUACAUUAAGAAUUAUAUUGAAAAUUCUAUGUAAAUAAAAUAAAUUAAUUGUAAAAAUAUUCAUAUUUAUGAGAGUAUAAAAUGAAAAAAUUAAAAAUAGUUUCAAAAUUUAUAAAACUUUUUCUCUAAGUUCAUUUAUUUUUUUUUUUUUUUUAGAGUACAAAGACAUGCUAAAAUAAUCUUAAUUCAAAUGAUACUCUUUUUAUGAUGUAACCUCGAUAACGAAAAAGUGAGCAGUUUUUAUUUUUUUUUUUU